Glycine soja is the source of this 2058-nucleotide messenger RNA. RefSeq lists its product as uncharacterized. NCBI's taxonomy places the organism in Eukaryota, Viridiplantae, Streptophyta, Magnoliopsida, Fabales, Fabaceae. Bases 1 to 2058 code for a protein of 685 amino acids. The record is from RefSeq and is a predicted model, not a curated record. The transcript has a single exon.
AUGGCGUACGAGGACCUCUUGCCAUCUCUCAUUGCCAACCAACUGGUAGUGGUGACUCUAGGAAAGAUCUACCAGCCUCCUUUCCCAAAAUGGUAUAACCCCAACGCGAAUUGUACAUACCAUGGGGGAACCCCAGGCCACUCAGUUGAACAAUGCAGGGCUUUGAAACACAAGGUCCAAAGUUUAAUAGAAGCAGGAUGGUUGACGUUUCAAGAGGAUGGGCCCUAUAUAAAAAUAAACCCGCUCGCCAAUCAUGGAGGGGCAGCUGUUAAUGCCAUUAAGGUAUGUGGGCAUGAAAAGGAUUCCUGUUUAAUGCAUCCGGGAGUGCCGCAUGACAUGGAAAUGUGUUCAGCGGUAGGAAAUCUAUUACAACAAAUGAUAGACCAAGGCCGGCUUGAGGUCAGCAACGAGGAGGAAGAAGAACAACAUAUAUGCAUGCAAUCAACAAAUAAGGAAAGUCCUAAGAAACAUAAACCCUUGGUAAUACACUUCACCAGGGACACUUCUCCCCAAAGGCUCCGACACCCCUCAGAGGUAUCGGGCGUUAGACUUGUUCCUUUCCCUUACAAAAGCAGUCACGCAGUCCCAUGGAAGUACGCCCCUCCGGGCGACAGGAUGGAAGAAGCUACCGACAUCGGCUCACUAUCGGCCAAAGUAACCAACAUCAUCGGCUUAAGCGGCAUAAACCGCAGCGGUCGCGUGUUUGCACCUCCCGACUUGCCAGCGCAGCCCAUGAAUGCUAAAGGGAAGGCAAAGGUGAUCGAAGGACAAAGCAUCAAGGCGAUCCCCGCACCGGACGAGGAUGUUCCAAUGGGGGGAUUCGCCGAGGGAAAAGAGGGCUGCGGUAAGAAAGAGGUAUCGCUCGAGGAGGCCAGCGAGUUCCUCCGCAUUUUCCAACAGAGCAAGUUCGAGGUCAUUAAACAACUCAACAAGACCCCGGCUAGGGUCUCUCUUGUGGAACUACUUAUGAGCUCUGAGCCUCACCGAGCAUUGUUGGUGAAGGUUUUGAAUGAAGCUCACAUGGCCCAAGGCAUCUUCGUAGAAGGCUUUGAGGGGAUCGCCAAUAACAUCACAGCUAACAACUACCUCACCUUCGCCAAGGAGGAAAUUCUUGCCGAUGGGAGAGGGCAUAAUAGGGCUUUAAAUGUGUCGGUCAAAUGCAUAGAACAUAUUAUGGCUAAAGUACUCAUUGACAAUGGCUCAAGCCUGAAUGUGAUGCCCAAGAGCAUGUUGGAGAAGUUGUCGUUCAACGCCUCCAACCUGAUGCCGAGUUCCAUGGUGGUCCGGGCCUUCAACGGUAGCCGCCGAGAGGUAAGAGGAGAGAUCGACCUCCCAGUACAGAUAGGGCCUCACACCUGCGGAGUUAUAUUCCAAGUGAUGGAUAUCAACCCGGCCUAUAGUUGUCUGUUGGGGCAUCCAUGGAUCCACUCAGUGGGAGUCGUCCCCUCCACACUUCACCAAAAGCUGAAAUUUGUAGUGGAAGGACAUUUGGUCAUAGUAUCAGGCGAGGAAGAUGUCCUGGUAAGUUGUUCUUCCUCUACGCCGUAUGUGGAAGCCGUGGAGGAGUCAUUGGAAACGGCUUUCCAAUCCUUUAAGGUGGUAAGCGACGCCUCCAUAGAAUUCCUCCCAAGGAAGCCCCGCCUGUCUGGCGCAGCAAUGAUGGUGGCCCGGGUGAUGUUGGGGCACGACUACGAGCCCGAAAUGGGUUUGGGCAAGGAUAAUGAUGGCAAGGCCAGCCUAGUAAGUGUCAAAGGAAACCGCGGAAAAUUCAGGUUAGGCUAUAAACCUACACAGGCUGACGUAAGGAAAAACAUCUCGGGAAGGGAGAACAAAGGCCAAGGCCCACGGUCAGGACAGCAAGCCAAAGAGGUUCCACCGUGCCACAUCAGUAGAAGCUUCGUGAGUGCGAGUUUAAGGCGAGAAGGACAAGUCGCCACAAUAUGUGAUGAAGACUCCCCGAGGAGGUCGAAUUUGGUGCAGCCAUGCCCUCUUGGCUUCCAGCUAGGGAACUGGCGGGUGAAGGAAUGCCUUGAAGUUUACGCGACAAGCAUAAUGUAA